Molecule: messenger RNA, 666 nt
Organism: Metarhizium acridum CQMa 102
Lineage: Eukaryota; Fungi; Ascomycota; Sordariomycetes; Hypocreales; Clavicipitaceae
Source: RefSeq, a predicted model, not a curated record
AUGGAGCCCCCCAUGGAGUUUGACAUAGAGAGCGAUUGGAAGCCUAUGGAACGUAACUGGGAUUUGAUACAUGUCCGAACGCUCUUUGGGGCUGUUCGUUGUUGGGAAGACAUACACUUAAAACCGAAUGUCGGAUAUUUAGAGCAGGUAGAAAUAGAUUGGGAACCACGAUUCAAGGGCGGCAAUAUUCCGUACAAAUGCGCCCUUGUCGACUGGACUGACAAGUUGCUGCGCGCCAUGGAUCGGCACGGUCGUUCGAUGAGAGUGGAACCAGAGCGAACGAGAAGACAACUCAGAACUGCUGGAUUUUCAGAUAUCCACGAUUGCUCAAUCAGGGUCGGCUUCACUCCUUGGUCGGAAGACCGUCACGAGAGAGACGUAGCAUUAUGGUUUGGGGCUGGUUUUAGUCGCGCCAUUAAAGCCCUGUCCUACGGCCCUAUGAGCUUGUAUCUUACCAUGUCUAUCAAGGACAUCGACCUGCUUUGCGAAGCCGUUCUCGACGACUUACGCACUGCACGAUACAAAGCCUAUUGCAGAAUCAAGGCACUCUUAAUCACGAACCGUCUGGAGGCGGAUCAUACCAGCUUCUUCGUUGGCGCGGACCGCCUCAUUCCUCCCCCCCUCAAAACUCCCGUACAUGGCCAACCUCCCAUGCUGAACUGUUAG